ACUUCACCACUUCAGCUAAACCCCCUCUUCUUAUCCUCCAUAACCACACUCUCAUCUCUCUCUCUCUCUCAGAAUGCAUAUUCUCUCGGCGAGCGCCGUCACGGCGGUGCUGGCGUUCACAUUGCUGCUCUCCUCAACCACAAUUACAGCACACAACAUCACCGCAAUCCUCAACAAAUACCCCGAAUUCUCGACUUUCAACCAUUACCUCACCGAAACACACCUCGCCGCCGAAAUCAACCGCCGCAUUACCAUCACCGUAUGCGCCGUCGACAAUGCAGGCAUGGCCGACGUCCUCGCCAAACACCUCUCCAUCUCCGCCAUGAAAAACGUCCUCUCUCUCCACGUCCUCCUCGACUACUUCGGCGCUAAGAAGCUCCACCAAAUCACCGACGGCACCGCCUUAGCCGCCACCAUGUUCCAGGCCACCGGAACCGCCACCGGCACCUCCGGCUUCGUCAACAUCACCGACCUCAAAGGCGGAAAAGUCGGCUUCGGCGCCGAAGAUAACGGCGGCGUCUUGCCCGCUUCCUUCGUCAAAUCCGUCGACGAGCGUCCCUACAACCUCUCCGUCAUUCAAAUCAGUCAGAUCCUCACGUCGCCGGAGGCCGAAGCUCCGGCGCCGGCGCCGAGCACUCAAAACAUCACGAAACUCAUGUCCGCACACGGAUGUAAAGUGUUCGCCGACACAUUAUCAGCCUCCGACGCGCUAAAAACUUACGAAGACAACGUCGACGGCGGAUUAACAAUCUUCUGCCCUCUCGACGACGCGUUCAAAAAGUUUCAACCUAAAUUCAAAAACCUAACGGUCGCCGGGAAGCAAGCGCUUCUCGAAUCACACGCCGUACCGGUUUACGAGUCAAUGCAGAUGUUGAAACAGAAUAACGGCCUAAUGAACACGUUAGCAACAGACGGCGCUAGUAAAUUCGAUCUCACCGUUCAAAACGACGGAGACGAGGUGACGUUGAAGACGAAGCUCGUAACGGCCAGGAUAACGGGCACAUUGUUCGAUGAGCAGCCGUUAGCGAUUUACACGCUGAACAAUGUGUUGCUUCCCAAGGAGUUGUUUAAAGCGGCUUUAUCGCCGACUCCUGCUCCGGCACCGGCGCCGGAGGCGGCGGAUGCGCCUAAAGGCUCGAAGAAGAAGAAGAAGAAGAGUAAGGUAGCUAAUUCGCCGUCGGAUUCACCGGCGGACUCGCCUGAUGAAGAUCCUGCUGAUCAGACGGCGGAUGAUAACGGAGCUGUUGUAUCCAACGGUGGAGGAUUAGUGGCGAUUGUGAUGAGCGUAUGGUUGGUGUUGUUACAGCUGUAGUAACUUGAUUUAUUUUUGUCGGUUUGUUUUACUCGGGUUAAAUAAAUCAUUUCCCGUAAAUGAUUUGUUUUUUUUCUAAUUUUUUGUAUUUCUUUUAGUUCUGGGUUUGUGAGGUGUGAUUUAGGUUUUGUUUAUUGCUCGAGGUUGAGGGGGGAGUGUCAAGUGUUUUGGUUUUUUUUCUCUUUUAAUUUAUGUAUAUCAAUUGUAAGCGAAUUACUCUUAUUAUUUGUUAAUGUGAUUCACGGAUUAGAAAUUCAAAA
Molecule: messenger RNA, 1572 nt
Organism: Daucus carota subsp. sativus
Lineage: Eukaryota; Viridiplantae; Streptophyta; Magnoliopsida; Apiales; Apiaceae
Product: fasciclin-like arabinogalactan protein 1
Exons: 1
Coding region: 74-1312 (412 amino acids)
Cellular component (GO): plasma membrane
Source: RefSeq, a predicted model, not a curated record